AUGGCGGAGGUGACCCACGAAAAAGAGCCUUUGGCCAGUACAUCUACUGCACCAUCUGCUUGGGUGCCGGAAAGGCCGGAAAAAGGGCCAGACUAUUACAGGAGUCGUCGCGAAGAGUUGAAGGAGUUCAUUGCGAAAGAUGAACUUGUACCAAUGCCUUCGGUCAUGGAGACUGUGGCAACAAGGACAAUCUCCCUAUUGACGGUCGAUAUUAAGACCAGGAAAUUCAUACCGGUCAAUAGGGAGCCGAUGGAAGAAGCCCUAAAGGCUUUGAACAUCGGGGCCAAGACGUGUCCAACCAAGAAGCCAGCACCGUCGACGAAGCAGGCACCGGUACCAACAUCAGAGGUGCCUAGAGAAGAAUCAACGAAGAAAGCUUCCGGUAGUGAAUGGACGGAAGUGGUGAGGAGGAGAGCAAAAGUGGCAACCUCACCUCUCCAGAAGCAGCAGCAGCAGCAGCAGGAGCUCCCGGAGAAGGCUGCAGUCAGCCAGCAGCAGGAGCAGAACGCUGAUACAAAGAAGCAGCAGGAUAAGGAGGGAGAAAAACAACAGCAGGAACGGGUGGCCGUCAAACAACAUCAGCAGAAGUCGGAUGGCCCCAGUAAAGGGGCUGCUAAACAAAAGCAGUUGAAGCAGCAGCAUCAGGUGCAGCAGCGGCGGGAGCAGCGACAAAAGUUGCGGGAUCAGCAGCGAGAACAGCAGCACGAGCAGCAGCGGCAACCGGCGCAGCAGGAACUGGAGCAGCAACAGCAGCAGCUGGCUGAGAAAGCGGUCCAACCGGAACAAGUGGACCCAGUUAAAACUUUGCCUACUCUCUCUCUCUCUCUCUCUCUCUUUUAA
This is a messenger RNA of Acanthosepion pharaonis, 840 nucleotides long. Lineage: Eukaryota; Metazoa; Mollusca; Cephalopoda; Sepiida; Sepiidae. The record is from the annotation of a GenBank genome assembly.